CUGAAAGCUACACGGCUUCAAACGCACAGGCAAGCUUAGUAACCAGCCAUGAAGACCAUGAAGAGAUGCAUUGUUCCUAGCAUCCUGCUGAUGCUUUCACUCGAGGCCGUCCUCCUCGUCGCCGCCGGCCGCCCUUCCACGGCCACCGGCGCCGACGAUGUGGGCACCAUUCUCCUGCCGAGCGAAGGCAAAGGCGAUGCAGGAGUGGUGGCGGCAGCGAAGAAGGGGGAAGAGGAAGAGAGGCCAUGGAAAUGCUGCGACUUCGCUCUGUGCACCAGGUCAUUCCCACCGCUGUGCCGCUGCAUGGACAAGGUCGAGCAGUGUGCUGCGACCUGCGAGAGCUGCGAGCCGGCCACGUCGGACUCAUCCCACCGCGUCUGCAACGACUGGUACCAUGGCUUCCCGGGGCCCAUGUGCACGGAGGCUGUUGCAACAGCGAAGAAGAAGAAGGCGGAAGAAGAAGAGAGGCCGUGGAAAUGCUGCGACUUGGCUCUGUGCACCAGGUCGUUCCCGCCGAUGUGCCGCUGCAUGGACAAGGUCGAGCAGUGUGCCGCAAAUUGCAAGAGCUGCGAGCCGGCCACGUCGGACUCAUCCCGCCGCGUCUGCAACGACUGGUACCAUGGGUGCACCAGGUCGAUCCCGCCGAUCUGCACCUGCAUGGACGAGGCUUUCGAGUGCGCCUCCACCUGCAAGGCAUGCGUGCCGUCGACGCGGAACCCGUCCCUCCAGGUCUGCCAGGACCAGUUCGUCGGCGACCCGGGGCCCAUCUGCCGGCCGUGGGAGUGCUGCGACUCGGCUGCGUGCACCAAGACCGACCCGCCGACGUGCCGCUGCGGGGACGAGGUCGAGCAGUGCGCUCCGACCUGCAAGACGUGCGAGCCGUCCACGUCGGACCCAUCCCUCAACGUCUGCAAGGACGCGUACACCGGGGCCAUCCCGCCCACGUGCACGCCGCCAGAGGCUCUUGCCGCCGGCGGUAACUAGCACGCACGCGCACGCGUUGGUGUGCACCAUGAUCGAGUCGCUACGUCCCUACUCCUGCCAUGCUGCUGCAGCAGCCUGCAGUUUGUGACUAUACAUAAAAUAAAAAAUGGAUAAGCAAUCAUGUAUAAGACAGAGUGCUAUUUAAUCUUAUCUUUUUAAUAA
Messenger RNA from Aegilops tauschii subsp. strangulata, 1146 nucleotides. Its product is annotated as Bowman-Birk type trypsin inhibitor. The record is from RefSeq and is a predicted model, not a curated record. Gene Ontology annotation, molecular function: serine-type endopeptidase inhibitor activity. Lineage: Eukaryota; Viridiplantae; Streptophyta; Magnoliopsida; Poales; Poaceae. Gene Ontology annotation, cellular component: extracellular region.